UUUUCUUUUUUUUUUUUUGUACAUAUACAUAUAUUUUUUUUUAGAAUAUGAAUCCAUCAUCAAUACCUUGUUCAGGCUGGUUAUCCAAAUUAACACAUAGUCCAUUUGGUACUGCAAGGUGGCAAUCACGUUAUUUUGUAUUACUUGACACUGAAAUGCGAUACUAUAAAGAUGAACACUCAAGUAAUGCAUCGAAAACAAUUAAUCUUCAUGAUAUUUCAAAUGUGAUAAUCAUGACAAGGACACCAGGUCAUCCAUAUGUAUUUCGAUUAGAACCUACUACUACUCAUAGGGGUUAUCAGAAGAAAGUUUGGACAAUUGAAUGUAAAUCACAGUGUGAGCUUGAUGCUUGGGUUAGUGUCAUUCAAUUCCGUUUGUCUAAAUUGAUUAAAAAAGAACAAGCUGGUCUUGUUUCUAUCCCUGAGAAUAAUCGUCAAGAAUCUAUUUCUAUGCCACACCAUCAGGUCUCUCAAACUACAUGUAAUAAGAUAGAAACGGCAGCAGCCAUGAUUCAUCCACGACCUCGACCCUUAAAGAGGCCUAUGCCUUCUAUCUCCAGAAGAAGAGGAAUUGUUCUAUCUCGAUUAGAUGUCGAGAAUAUUCUUCCUACUCUUGAAAAUGAUAUGCUAUCAUCUUCUUCUUCUUCUUCAUCCUCCUCCUCUCACAGAUCUAGUCUUCCAUCAUUACCUACUAUUAGUCAAAAAACAACGUCAUCGGAAACAAUCACUAAAGAAGAAGGUUAUCAAAUAGAAUCUAAGAAUUCUGUUGACCUAAAUGCAUCCCAAGAUGCUUAUAUCAUAUUAGACUCAUCUUCUCCCACUUUUGCAUACUUUAAAAAACAAUUUAAUCUUUAAAAUAGGAUGAUGCAUUAUUUUAUUUUAUUUUAUUUUGCGGCGCUAAAAUAAAUAAAUGAACCUAUUUUCAUUUUUU
Messenger RNA from Cokeromyces recurvatus, 930 nucleotides. RefSeq lists its product as uncharacterized. The transcript has a single exon. Lineage: Eukaryota; Fungi; Mucoromycota; Mucoromycetes; Mucorales; Mucoraceae. The record is from RefSeq and is a predicted model, not a curated record. Bases 48 to 854 code for a protein of 268 amino acids.